AUGAAGCACUUCUCCGGUGAGCCCUGGGCAGCCUUCGCUGUGCUCUUCUUCACCACCGUGCUCUGGUAUUCCUGCUCAGCAGCAGCUGAAGACAUCUCCAAUAUUUCAACAAGCUCCGUGUUCACAACUGAGAAUGAAGCACCAUGUCUUAAUGUGAACUUCUGCACGCAAGCGGCCACGUGCUGCCCAACAGGCAUGGACGAUUACGGAUGGAUUGCAGCGGCCGUCGGCUGGAGCCUCUGGUUUCUGACUCUCAUCCUGCUCUGCGUGGACAAGGUCACAAAACUCCGACCUGACGAACCGAAAUAUUUGGUGGCCUGA
Molecule: messenger RNA, 321 nt
Organism: Gavia stellata (red-throated loon)
Lineage: Eukaryota; Metazoa; Chordata; Aves; Gaviiformes; Gaviidae
Gene: TMEM213
Product: transmembrane protein 213
Exons: 3
Coding region: 1-321 (106 amino acids)
Source: RefSeq, a predicted model, not a curated record